AUGGUGGAGGCCAGCAAACAAAGCAUUCACCACACGCGAAAUCUUGGUGUGCUGUGUGGGUCGUCAAACGAGUCGAGUUACCUGGAUAUGAAGUUCGCAGGGGAUGAUCUUGGAUUGUUUGUGCUUCGCACGUGCUACAUCCAUCGCACGUUGUGCCAUCUGCAGCUGUCAGCAGAGAAGUUUCCCAAGCUCUCAGCGAUUCUCACUACUAAGCUCUGCUCCUCUACUUUGAUGGCUCUCGGUGUUUCCAAGGUCGCCAGCCUGCUGUGCGCGGGAAUCUUCCUGCUCGCUCUCGCACUCACUCCUGGCGAUGCUGCCACCACGUUCGCCGUUAACGGCCCUCUGAGCGGCGGGCAGUGUUACAACAAAAUCAAUUACAACGACAGUCCGUACUUCGACAAUGGCAUGGUUGCGCAGGUGCCGUCGAGCGAUAUCAAAGGCGGCAAGGGUUGCGGAACGUGCUACCGCGUUUCCUGCAAAAACCACCGAAGCUGCAACAGGGGAAAAGCCGUGACAGUGCGCGCGAUCAACGACGGCGGCAGCGGUUUCAACCUUAAUUAUCCCGCAUGGGACAUAAUCUCCAGGGACCGUAACGCGGGCAACGUGCAGGUCGAGUACAUCCGCGUGCCCUGCCCGUCUGACAGUAGGAUAGCGGUUAUGAUCAUGCGUUACAGCAGCAAGUGGAAUUUCGCCAUUCAGAUUCUUCGCGUGGGGAAGAGCGGAGGCGUCGAGAAGGUGGAGAUUUCGAGCGACGGCAACGAUUGGAAGAGCAUGCGGAAGGAAGGAGCGCCGUGGGUGCUGAAUCCCGCCACAGGCGUCGUGGACACGGGGAGCGCGGUGAGCGUACGCGUGACAGCGCUGGGCAGCAAGAGGCACGUGGUGCUGCAGGACGUGAUUCCGGGCGAUUGGAGCGCCGGCGCGCCCUACGAGAGCGACAACAACUUCUAG
Messenger RNA from Closterium sp. Yama58-4, 948 nucleotides. The record is from the annotation of a GenBank genome assembly. NCBI's taxonomy places the organism in Eukaryota, Viridiplantae, Streptophyta, Zygnematophyceae, Desmidiales, Closteriaceae.